Molecule: messenger RNA, 381 nt
Organism: Budorcas taxicolor (takin)
Lineage: Eukaryota; Metazoa; Chordata; Mammalia; Artiodactyla; Bovidae
Product: histone H2B type 3-B
Exons: 1
Coding region: 1-381 (126 amino acids)
Cellular component (GO): nucleosome
Molecular function (GO): structural constituent of chromatin; DNA binding; protein heterodimerization activity
Source: RefSeq, a predicted model, not a curated record
AUGCCUGAUCCGUCCAAAUCAGCUCCUGCACCCAAGAAGGGCUCCAAAAAAGCUGUUACUAAAGCUCAAAAGAAGGAUGGCAAAAAGCGUAAGCGCAGCCGCAAGGAGAGUUAUUCCAUCUACGUGUAUAAGGUGUUGAAGCAAGUGCACCCGGACACCGGUAUCUCUUCCAAGGCCAUGGGCAUCAUGAAUUCGUUCGUGAACGACAUCUUCGAGCGUAUCGCUAGCGAGGCCUCCCGUUUGGCGCACUACAACAAGCGUUCUACCAUCACGUCCCGGGAGGUGCAGACGGCUGUGCGCCUGCUGUUGCCCGGCGAGUUGGCCAAACACGCUGUGUCGGAAGGUACCAAAGCUGUCACCAAAUAUACCAGCUCUAAAUGA